Mytilus trossulus (common blue mussel) is the source of this 876-nucleotide messenger RNA. RefSeq lists its product as uncharacterized. The coding region runs from base 1 to 876 and encodes 291 amino acids. The transcript has 3 exons. Lineage: Eukaryota; Metazoa; Mollusca; Bivalvia; Mytilida; Mytilidae. The record is from RefSeq and is a predicted model, not a curated record.
AUGGAAGAAUCAGCCACACAAAAUGUAUCAAUAGCUUUGUGUCGCUAUGUAUGUCAUAAUAUUGUUGGAACCGAGGAGCAUGUAAAGACAGUAAGAAUGAUGAACACUAUUAGAGACAAAUUAAAGAGCGACAAGGACGUGACAAUUAUCACCAGUGGAAGUUUCGGAGAGGGACUAGAGAUGCGAGGAAGUGAUCUCGACAUUAUGUACGUUCUUAUCUUUAUAGAGGUUUGUGAAGACACAAACAUUGAUGUCAAUGCUAGGAAAACACAUUUUACAAUGGAAAUGGAAGAUACACAGCUCGGUUACACUAAGUUACAUUUAGUACAUAGUCUUGACCCGGGUGUCUUUGAUGAGUGUGAGAAGAUAGGUAGUGAUUUCUAUUAUUCAAGCUCUUUAUUCAAGCAAAAUUGGGCAACUGACUUUAUGCCGGUUUUGCAUGGGCCAUGCAUAUCCGAUGAAUAUGGACUGUGUGACUAUGCAUAUAGUUUACAUAGUAAAUUAUGGAUUACACCAGCAAAACAAUGGAUAACAAGAUCAAAUAAUCAAUGGCCGAGCUACGAAGUUAAACAAACUAUUAUAAAACACGGGGUUCUCCUUGUACCUAUAGGUGUGAAAGGAUCUACGGAGGAAGCAUUAGAAUGGCGUUUGUCGUUUUCAGUUGGGGAAAAGCUUCUAAUUCAUUCAUUUACACAUACACAAUUACUUUGCUAUGCACUUAUGAAAAUCCUUCUGAAGGACAUCGCAUCAAAUGAUGAUGACGAUGACGAUGACGAUGACGAUGACGACGACGACGACGUGGACGAGGACGACGACGAUGAGAUGACGAUGACGAUGAGGAGGAGGAGGAGGAAGAAAUGGUUGGAUGUUUUUUAA